AUGACGUCUUUAUUCACUUCUCGCUGUCGUUCAGCUGCCGGUGUUCUUAUCUUUCUCAACGUAGCUGCAGGUGUAGUGGCAAUCACUUUCGUUGUUUUAGCGAUCCGUGCAAAGCCAGUGGAUGAGAACUACUUGAUGUGUCUCUCGUGUAGGAGCUGCGAAAAGACUGGAAUCGGAUCGCUCCGAGAGGGAGAGGUUUGUGUGAGAAACACCAAUGAACUAAAAAGCGUUUUAAAACAGAUGUACCUGUCCGAACUAGACGAACACAAACGUUCAGUACCUAAGACGCCUAAAACAAAGAUUGAUAGAAAGAGACUGCCCAGUGUGCAAUUUCUAAGUGCUAUCAAACCAGUUAUUCACUUGCAAGGUCUGAAUCCAGAUCUACAACAAGAUGAAAAAUCGCUUUUGAAUGACACCUCAGUACGAGUGAUCCGGAGUUGGAAUGAAAACAAAGAAUCCCCCGUCAUUCUGAUAAAGUACGCCAUGGGGUACGAAACCGGCGCCAUUACGAUCCCAACAAGAGGUGUGUACAGAGUGUACGUGCACUUGACCUUCGCCGAUAGGGACAGCGGUCAACCCGGCGGCGGCGGCGACGGACAGACGUACGAGCAGCACGUGGUCAGGUACAACGCCAGGGACAGCACGGAGGAGGACCUGGUGAGCAGCAGCAAGUCGCAGUGCGACGCCUGCAAGAAUCCCUACAAGCAAUAUCCCACCUACAGCAGCACAGUGGUGUUUCUGAACCCCGGAGACACGGUCUACGUGAAAGCUAAUCAUUUGAAGCGUUUGAUGAAAGACAGCGAUAAACAUUAUUUUGGGGUAUAUCUGAUCUGGUAACUAAGAUCAGACAGACUUCCUCUUUACUAACCACUAUACUUCUGUCCUGGAUGCAUAGCUAAGAUAACCGAGACAUGUACAGCAUGCUUGAACCUUAAUUAGAGAUAAGCAGGAUUCUAACUGAUAUAUUACUUCCCAAGUCUGUGGAUCGACUAACUAAUGAAAAAAAUAUAUGCCAAAUUUGGUCUGGUGGUACAUAUUUUGGCCCCAAGAUUAAGUUAGAGUAGAUUAAAAUUUACAAAAUAUAUAUUACAAUUUUAUUACAGAACGACACUUUUGAAAAAUGUACAUGUGUGUACAUGUUGAAAACUUAUAUUAAUACGAAGCUUACUGAUCAAUACUUACAAUCAUGGUAUAUGUAUAUUGAUAACUCAUCCAAAGCUUCAAAUUAUAAAUUAUUUUUUAAAAUGCUUUUGAAUUUG
Gigantopelta aegis is the source of this 1259-nucleotide messenger RNA. RefSeq lists its product as uncharacterized. The record is from RefSeq and is a predicted model, not a curated record. The coding region runs from base 1 to 837 and encodes 278 amino acids. Gene Ontology annotation, biological process: immune response. Gene Ontology annotation, molecular function: tumor necrosis factor receptor binding. NCBI's taxonomy places the organism in Eukaryota, Metazoa, Mollusca, Gastropoda, Neomphalida, Peltospiridae. The transcript has 4 exons. Gene Ontology annotation, cellular component: membrane.